Molecule: messenger RNA, 3596 nt
Organism: Siniperca chuatsi (mandarin fish)
Lineage: Eukaryota; Metazoa; Chordata; Actinopteri; Centrarchiformes; Sinipercidae
Gene: armc2
Product: armadillo repeat containing 2
Exons: 19
Coding region: 342-2873 (843 amino acids)
Biological process (GO): cilium organization; sperm axoneme assembly
Molecular function (GO): protein binding
Source: RefSeq, a predicted model, not a curated record
ACAAAUUUGCUGGAAAUUGACUUACAAGUUUGCAUCUAAUCUCCACAAAUGGUACAAGCACGUCACCGUUUCGCGCGAGACUGCCAUUAAGUGAAGCUCGUGCACGUGUCUGCCUCGGGCUAGCUUGCUGCAAGCUGGAAAACUUCACAGCUAAUUUCAAAUUCAAAUUUCAAGGUUUUGUUUUGUUUGUGCAAGCCGACUUUAAGAUUUGGAAUGAUAACUGUCCCGACUAUCACUCACAGAGGAUUUUACCGGGGUUAACGUGGGACAACCUGUAACCACUUGCAUAAUGAAAUCAAACCACUGAACUGACUGUCUUGGCAAAUGUCACAUAGGCCUAAAUGGCCUCUAUGGAGAGAAAACAUGAGAUUUGCAGCCCAUUCAUUCCACGGCGCAACGCUUUGAGGAAAACAAGUGCAGAAAUUGUCAGUGAAGCCAGACAGUCCCUGCGAGUCCAGUCCACCCAGCGACCAUUUACUCCCAGAGAUGGACACAGGCAACUUUUCGUAAAGAGCUCUGCUCGUGCAGAUCGUGACAUCAGGCCUCCAUCGACCUUUAGUCUUCAUGCUCAAAAUUUUGAUGCUCCUGACUCCAGGCCAGGUUCAGGGACCCGCCUCUCUCCUCUGGACCAUAAGCCAAAGUUUCCAGUCCCCUGCGAUGCUGAGGAUCCAUUCAAGGCCUUUCCCAAACCCCCCACUGACCCACUGGAAGUGAAGAGGGGGUUGGCAGUGGCACGGGCACGCCUCCUCAGGGUUGGAUCUCUCACCACGUUGCCUCCUGUAGAGGGACACACAGAUGUGAAAGAUAGAUUGAAUCCAGGCCCAGGACAAAAGCAGCCGUCAGCUAAACGACUCCCCAAUACAGACCACACCGAGGUCCGCAGUGGUCCCCACAAACCUGGACCACGCAGAACAGCAAGUGAAAGGAAUAGUGCAGACUUGACGGUGACGUGCAGAGAUAGAAUAACUCAGCCGGGUAAUGACUCAGGAGUUAGACCCACAGAGUGCAGAGGAGGACGGAGAACAGAGCUGGGGAAUGGAGACGACACCACAAGUGCAGAGGAGAAUGCAGAGUCAUUGGUGUGGAAUAAUAUGAUUGCUCCUCUUCUCCAACAGCUAGAGAGUGUGGCUGCAGGCAGCUCUGAGGGAUCGGUGGACCGUCUGUGUGAUUUGUGUGAUGGUCUCCAUGGCACCUUGGUAGAAGCGGACAUGCUCGGCCGACACUGUAAGAGAAGGACAGGGAUACUUCGAACACUGUUCCGCCUCAUCGACCUCAACUCUGUCCAGCUCAACCUGCAAAUCGCCAAGCUCUGCCUUGCUCUGUGUGUCAGUGGAAACAACCUGCUCAACAUCUGUAAGCUCAUCUUCCAGAUCAGCCGCAGUGAAAGCAAUGACAUCCUCUUCCAGAACAACUCUAUCAUAGACUCAUUUCUGGGCAUUUUGAGCAAUGAGGAUGUGUCUGCAUCUGGAGAAGCUCUGCUGUACUGUGUUGGGACUCUGAAAUUUCUCUCAGGAAACAGUGCAAUCCUCAGACUCCUGUUGGACAAGAACUGUAUUGGUGUGUCUCAGAAACUCAUCCAGAGGCUCUGCACAACAGAGGACACCAACUUCACUAUAGCAGGGCACAUCCUUGUACAGCUGACAGCAACCCUGAGAAACCUUGCAGAUCAUCCUGAUUCCCGUCCACUCUUCAUCUCCUUCUCUAUACUGUCAGAGCUCUGUCUGGUGCUGCGUCAUCACCACAAAGACCAGGACAUCUGCACCAACAUUUCCAGAAUAUACAGUAAACUCUCCUCUUACUCGGAGUGCCGCCUCGCUCUGGCCCAGACCCCCGACUGCUACCAAUUAUUUUUAGAACUGCUGAGCAAACAUCACCAAAAACAGGACCUUGUUGUGCGCCUUCUUUUCACCCUCGGGAACCUCACAGCCAAAAGCAACGAGGCUCGGCAGCAGCUCUUUCAGUGCGAGGGCUGUGUGGACACACUCCUGCAGCUGUACCACAGCUACCAGCGCAGAGACUACUCACCACAUGCACCCCCACGGAAAGGUCCCCCUUCCCCCAGCAAGCCUCCUGCACCUCCAGUGACUGUGCAGGAGGAUGAGGACGUGCUAGUGAAGCUGGUCAGGGUGCUGGCAAACAUGUGCAUCCACCCGGCUGUAGGUCCAGCUCUAGCAACCAACACAACCUGUAUUCAGCUGCUGAUGGAGACAAUUGAGCUGAGGUCUGUGCAGGAAAGCGAGGAGCUAUUGGUGAAUGUGGCUGCCACCAUCAACAACCUGUCCUUCUACCAGGAAGAAAGCUCUGUACUCAGACAAAGUCAACUCACCAUUGCAAAGUUGAUGUUGAAGUUGGUGCUCAGCUCCAGUAUGGACGCCAUGCUUGAGGCCACCCGUGUGUAUGGAAAUUUGUCUCAGUCCAAGGAUGUGCGGGACUUUAUUAUGCAAAACAAAGUGCACCAGUUGGUAGUGACGCUGCUCGACUCAAAAAGCACUGAGAUGUGUUUUUCAGCCUGCGGGGUCCUCACCAACCUGACUCUGGACCCCCCGAACAGGGUCAGUCUCUCACUAGAGGGGGCUGCAGCCAAGCUUGUGGACUGUCUGAAAGACUUCGGACCAGGUGAUUGGCAGUUGGCGGGCCAGGUCUGUCAGGCAUUGUGGAAUAUGAUCGGCGGUGGCUCAGAGAAGCUGCUGGACACACAGGAGAGAGAGUCACUGCUGGAGAUCCUCAUUACAUACUUAGAUGAAGAAGAGGCUCUGAAGUGGAUAGAAAAUGAAGAUAUGAGGGACUUCCACAGGGCAUGCUGGGAGUUAGAGUUCCUCCCUGUAGCUCAAAAACUGAUGAAAACACUCCAGCGUCCGGACCAGACAACCUGACAAACUGGGCUAUGGCUUUUUCAUCUUAAAAACUUAACCCAGAGUCUACAUUAUAACUAUUAAACACUUCACCUCCAAUUGGUUUUACAUGUGGCUGUAAGUGUUUGUAGUUUCCUUUUCUCAGUUACAGUGGAUUCCAUUGCUGGAUUUUCAAGGCAGAAAAAGCCAAAACACCCUUAAAAACAUCUCAAAUCACUGCUGCAGCAUCAUUCACUUCUCCACUGACCAUCCAUACGCUAAAGUAUGUUCCAAAUGGUAAUAAUUCUGCACUAUAUCAAUACUCGAAAAUUCAAACUGACUAUUGAUGCUAUUUUUCAUGUAUUAAACUACAAACAUUUUACAGCCCGUUUUAAGGCCUACAGAUGGUCAGCCUGUCAUAUUCAAUUCUGUAUACUUAAAUAUUUGCAUUUUCAUUAAUUUAUGUAUUUAUUGCAUUUUUUAAAUUUGUAACAUUUCUUUUUCGCUUGCACUUUGAAUUCCCAUAAAUCUUGCAGAAGCCUUAAUUUCUGGGUAUCUUCACAUGUACAGGGAUAAUUUAAUACAAGCUCUUUGCACAUUUAUAUACCAGACUUGAUCUGUUUUGUAAGUUCACUGUGUUGUAAAGGUUAUUUUAUGAUAAUGUCUUGAAAACAGAUGACUGACCUGGAAUUGAUCUCAUAAGGAAAUCUUUUGUCUGUGGAUUUUGUAACAUUGGAACUUGUUCAUAAUAAAGCGGAAAACAUU